AUGUCCAAUCCCAAAUCCAAGCCCCGUACAAUCCUAGGCCUAAUGACAACGGGCCCCUCCGCCACCACAGGAGCCCGAAUCACGUCGCUGGCCGAUUUCCAGCAGAUCUUAUUCUCUUUCCAAGAACACGGCUACACUGAACUCGACACCGCACGCAUAUACUCCGGAGGCCAACAAGAAUCUUUCACAGCGCAAGCAGGCUGGAAAGAGCGCGGUCUGAGCAUCGCGACGAAAUGGUAUCCCCUACAACCAGGGCAACACAGACCAGAAGUUAUUAGGGAGAAGCUCGACGAGUCAUUGGCAGAGCUGGGAACAGACUGCGUGGAUAUCUUCUAUCUUCAUGCGCCAGAUCGCGCCGUGCCGUUUGCAGAGACGCUGGAAGAAGUGAACAAGCUCUAUCAGGAAGGAAAAUUCAAAAAGCUCGGGCUGAGCAAUUAUACAAGUUUUGAGGUUGCAGAAAUUGUCAUGACUUGUCAGGCGAGGGGUCUGGUUCGACCGACCGUUUAUCAGGCGAUGUAUAAUGCACUCAUUCGCACCAUCGAAGCCGAACUCAUCCCUGCUUGCCGCCGCUACGGACUGGACAUUGUAGUCUACAACCCUAUCGCGGCAGGCGUUCUAGCAGGAGCAUACAAAUCGCCGUCUGUUCCUGAACAAGGGCGGUUCAGCGCACAGAGCCCCACGGGACAUACGUAUCGGGACCGGUACUUCAAGGACCCGACUUUCGCUGCUCUGCGGAUCAUCGAAGCCGCGGCGAACAGGCACGGGUUGACCAUGGCAGAGUGUGCGUUCCGGUGGUUGAGGCAUCACUCGGCGCUGAGACUUGCGGUUGACGGGGAUGGGGACGAUGGUGUUGUGAUCGGGGUUAGUAGCCUGGAGCAGCUCGAGAGGAAUCUUGCGGAUCUUGAGAAGGGCCCGUUGCCGGUGGAUGUGGUGGAGGCUUUUGACGAGGCUUGGGGGUUGACGAAGGGUAGCGUGGUGAAAUAUUGGCAUGGAGAGCUGGAGUAUGCUUAUGAUACGCAGGAGGCUCUCUUUGGGAGGUAG
Aspergillus nidulans FGSC A4 is the source of this 1041-nucleotide messenger RNA. RefSeq names its product aldo/keto reductase family protein. Lineage: Eukaryota; Fungi; Ascomycota; Eurotiomycetes; Eurotiales; Aspergillaceae. Bases 1 to 1041 code for a protein of 346 amino acids. Gene Ontology annotation, molecular function: oxidoreductase activity. The record is from RefSeq and is a predicted model, not a curated record. The transcript is spliced from 2 exons.